CAAAUGACAAGUGACAACUGCAAGUGGAAAAAAAAAUUGUGUUGAUUUUUCGUAAAUGAGUUGCAAUUAUUUUCAUUCUUUCCUUUGUUGAAAAAAAAAGAAUAAAUCAAUCAAAAUGUUUCAGUUUGGGUUCAACAUGUUUCAUGAGAUGACGAGACCUUUCACCAUGACUUACAGGUGCUUCUCAGUUUCUAUGAUGCCUGGAAAUGAAAGGCAAGAUGUUGAGAGAGGAGGAAAAAUUAUUAUGCCACCUUCUGCAUUAGAGCUUCUAACAAGAUUAAACAUAGAGUACCCAAUGAUAUUUAAAUUAACCAACAAGAAAACUAAAAGAAUAACACACUGUGGAGUUUUAGAAUUUGUUGCAGAUGAAGGACGUGUCUAUUUACCACAUUGGAUGAUGGCAAACCUGGUGUUGGAAGAGGGAGCCCUGAUUCAAAUUGAAAGUGUCUCCCUCCCAGUAGCCACAUUCUCCAAAUUCCAACCUCUCUCAGAAGACUUCCUUGAUAUAACCAAUCCCAAAGCAGUACUCGAAAAUUGUUUAAGAAACUUCUCAUGUCUAACCACUGGUGAUGUAAUAGCAAUUAAAUACAAUUCUAAGGUUUAUGAACUGUGUGUGCUAGAAACUCAGCCAGGCAAUGCUGUCAUUAUUAUUGAAUGUGAUAUGAAUGUAGAGUUCGCACCGCCAGUUGGUUACAAGGAAGAAGACCACAUAACAAGAGGCGAGGGCAGCUCCGAAAUGGCUGGGAUAGAGGAAGACCCAGCGACAAUGAUGCCCGAGCCAGACGGCUUCGUUGCGUUCAGUGGGGAGGGUAACAGACUAGAUGGAAAAAAGAAAAAACUUACUAGUGAAAGUGACUCAGAGCCUCAGGCAUCUAAUUCUAGACAACCAUAUGUUCGAGGUAUACCAGACUAUGAUUAUGUGAUUGGCACACUUAGAUUCAUUAGGAAUUCUAAACCAACCAGUGCCAAAGAGGGGACAUUACCAGAAGAACCAUUCCAAGCAUUUAAGGGUGAAGGCUUCACUCUAAGAACCACCAAACAUAAGAACUGACUAGCAUAGCUCUAGCAUAGCUCUCGCAUGACCUACUAGUUUUACUGCAUUCUCAUGAAAAUUUUGUACAUAAAAAUUAGACUUUAUACUAAAAGAAUUUUUGAUAUGUGGCAAGAGAGUUACUUUGGCAACACAUACUUAAAUUAAUCCUCAUUUAAUUUAUGAUCAAGCUAAAAAUGUACACCAUUCACUGAAUUAGUAAUUAAAACACUUUGCUACCUGA
Molecule: messenger RNA, 1274 nt
Organism: Pararge aegeria (speckled wood butterfly)
Lineage: Eukaryota; Metazoa; Arthropoda; Insecta; Lepidoptera; Nymphalidae
Gene: Ufd1-like
Product: ubiquitin fusion degradation protein 1 homolog
Exons: 7
Coding region: 116-1051 (311 amino acids)
Cellular component (GO): VCP-NPL4-UFD1 AAA ATPase complex
Molecular function (GO): polyubiquitin modification-dependent protein binding
Source: RefSeq, a predicted model, not a curated record